Messenger RNA from Belonocnema kinseyi, 1181 nucleotides. It is a transcript of the gene Atg10, whose product is annotated as ubiquitin-like-conjugating enzyme ATG10. Lineage: Eukaryota; Metazoa; Arthropoda; Insecta; Hymenoptera; Cynipidae. Gene Ontology annotation, biological process: protein lipidation; protein modification by small protein conjugation; macroautophagy. Gene Ontology annotation, cellular component: intracellular anatomical structure. The coding region runs from base 181 to 894 and encodes 237 amino acids. Gene Ontology annotation, molecular function: Atg12 transferase activity. The record is from RefSeq and is a predicted model, not a curated record. The transcript is spliced from 6 exons.
GGGAAAAAAUCGAAGUCUUCCUUGCUAACAUUAAUUCAUCUUGAAGCAAUUUUUGCAAGAAAUGUUCCUUGAAGAAUAGUUAUUGAGUACAAAAUUAGUAAUAACGAAGCUUUUUGUUUCCUUUUGUUGGUAGAAGUUCUAGGGUACUGGCAAUUACGGGGUUCAAAUGUAAAUUGUAGUAUGGGAAAGUGUUUAACUCAGUACAAAAGUACAAUGGAUGGUCCAGGAACAAUGACUUGGGAAGCAUUUGUAGAAAAUGCAGAAAGCAUCCUGCGAAUAUCAAAUGCAAUUUCUGACCAUUGGGAAUUUGAGGGGGACAAGGACGUCCCUGGACAAGCAUAUUUAUUUCGACGAGAGAAGACUUUUAUUCCAAACGACUAUCCGAUCGAAGAAGCCUCGAAAAAUGUAGAAGACAAUUUGUCAAAUGAGCUUCGUCUAAAAUUUAGAGAGGAUCCUUUUGAAGCUCCUUCUGCAUCUGAGAGACCUCUUGUCAAGGAGCAUCACAUCCUUUGGUCUGUCAGUUUCAGCGUACCGUUAUUAUACUUCAAUGGAUGGAAAUCAGAUUUUCCAGGAACAAAUCCAGUCUCUGUAGAAGUGGCUCAAAGAUUUAUGGAACAUGAAACUCUAGCCUAUACCGAAUUAUCCCAAGCCAUUCAUCCAAUUCUCGGGACCCCAUUUUUGCAUCUACAUCCCUGCAUGUCGCAGAAUAUUCUACGCAACUUAUCAAAAAGCAAUAACAAAUUAGUCAGUUGGCUCAGCAUAAUGGCCCCUGCAGGCCUCAAUCUGAAAAUAAGACCUGAGUACUACGAAUUAACCUUUGGGGAUAUACGAGACGGUGAUGGGAAUUUCAUCGAUGAAGUUGAUGAGAAAUCUGAUAUUCCUGAAAUUCAGUAGCAACACAUUUGCUACAAUGAGCUACAAUUUUAAAGAUAGAGAAUCUCCAUUCUGCAUAAAUAGUAUUUUCGUUGGUGAUAUAUACAUCUGGGUCACUAAGCAAGGUUGUUGCAUCAUUGCCCACUCUAUCGUCGUCUCAUCAUUAUUUUUGGUCAAGAAAAGAAUAAGCGUUUACUGUCAACGAUACUAAGUGUUACUUAAUUUGACUGAAAGCCUAUAUAAUAGUUUAUACAGGUCACCAUGAAAUAUUUUACGAACAGAUGGGACAAAUUUAUACUUUUAAGAUA